This is a messenger RNA of Penicillium cinerascens, 390 nucleotides long. Its product is annotated as ABC transporter integral membrane type 1. The transcript is spliced from 2 exons. Gene Ontology annotation, cellular component: membrane. Bases 1 to 390 code for a protein of 129 amino acids. The record is from RefSeq and is a predicted model, not a curated record. Gene Ontology annotation, molecular function: ATP hydrolysis activity; ATPase-coupled transmembrane transporter activity; ATP binding. Gene Ontology annotation, biological process: transmembrane transport. NCBI's taxonomy places the organism in Eukaryota, Fungi, Ascomycota, Eurotiomycetes, Eurotiales, Aspergillaceae.
AUGCUGACGAUCUUGACCUCCAGUGGGAAAAGAUCGUUGAUCUUCUCCCUCUGUAGAGGUAUGGACAUCCACAGCGGACGCAUUCUGAUCGACGGCAUCGACCUCGCGAUCGUGCCCCCAGAAGAAAUCCAGUCCAGGAUUAGCAUUAUCACCCAAGAUCCUCUGCUCCUCAAGGGAUCUGUUCGGUCCAAUAUCGACCUCACUGAAUCCCAGACCGAUCCUGAACUUCUCUCGGUCUGCCGGUUGGUCGGAUUGGAGGAAUACAUCCAGGCCCACGGUGGUUUGAUGCCGAAUGGAGCCCCUUGGCCCUAUCUUCCGCUCUUCUGUCUGGCUCGCUCGCUGCUGCACAAGUCUCGGAUUCAUAUUCUGGAUGAGGUGACUAGCAAGUGA